Molecule: messenger RNA, 2763 nt
Organism: Aaosphaeria arxii CBS 175.79
Lineage: Eukaryota; Fungi; Ascomycota; Dothideomycetes; Pleosporales
Exons: 2
Coding region: 77-2728 (883 amino acids)
Biological process (GO): meiotic cell cycle; spindle assembly; cytoplasmic microtubule organization
Cellular component (GO): spindle pole; gamma-tubulin complex; centrosome
Molecular function (GO): gamma-tubulin binding; microtubule minus-end binding
Source: RefSeq, a predicted model, not a curated record
CGCAACGGCGAGGGCUGUGAGGAGAUCGACGCCCGACCGUUUCGUGCGCCUUGACUUGGUAACUCACGCGUCCAGCAUGGCGCAGAACGCGAGAAUUGCCGUGUUGACGGACGAGUUGAUCCAAUCCAUUGUCGAUUUUAGACCUGAAACAAAUCGCCAGGCUUAUAGAAGAGCACGCGAUAUUGCGGCAAGGGCGUUGAAGCCACAUCAGUAUAAUCGCACAAAUCAGUUUGAAGUGAGGACGAGCUACGAAGGGCUUGACGAAAAGUUCCGCGUGCUGAACCGCGAUGAUCUGGCCGAUGCGUUGGGGGAGCGCAUGAGGGAACUGGAGGACCAUCGUCACAAAUGGAAGCCUGAAUGUUUGAAGCUGCUUUUGCUACUCGCUGAUAGACCGACCGAAGAUGCAGAUGUCAAGGCCCUGGAACUUUUGAAGCCACCAGAGGAGCAAGAUCCCCUUACGUGGAAGGAAAUUCUGGACGAGGAUCCUUACUCCGACGAGGAGAUCUGGAAGGACAUUGACUAUGCAGAAGAGUCCUCAGAGGACGAGAAACCCAUGCAAAGGAGAAAGGAAAAAGUAAAAGAUUCACCACCAUCAAGUGCCGAGGAGGAUGAUGUAUUUGAUCCCGAAACUUGUGUGCUUCCGCCUGACGAAGGCAUCAUAGCCGAAAUCAAGGAUGCCCAAUUUUGGAAACAUAGCAGGCUCGAUAGAUCUGAAAAGAUCGAGAUUACAGAACUACAAGCAGUUCGAGAAACACUUUUCAUGCUUGCGGGGCUGGAAACAUCACUGUACCUUAGUGACAAACGGAACGCUAGUGUGCGAGUCAAUCAACAUUACGCUGUCAAUCAUGCCAUACCGAAAACUAUGGACCAUCUUCUAUCUCAGCUCGGCGAAAUUGGUCGAGACAUAUCCAAACUUCGACAGUGGACCAUGCGCCCUUCUUCUAUUCCACUUGUCCAAACAUUUGAAGCAGUCAUCUGCCGGCGCCUGUCUGAUUUUGAUAGGUAUCUCGCCGACUUACAACGCCUCUAUCUGCUCCCUGAUAGCCCGACAGUAGUGAGCUUGUUGAAGCUGCAUUCUGAAAUCGAUGAAAAAGCAAGGCCACUCCUCAAGCUGGCCCAGCUAGUCAUCGACAUAGCCCCAUCUUUACUAGUGAACCCUUUUGCUCACUUGGAAAGACUGUUCGAGCAGACAACACUGGCUCAGAUGACACUCGAGAAGGACGUAUUCGAUUUCUUUUCUACUGUCUUCUUCGAAUGCCUUCAGACGUAUCUCAAGCCUAUUCGCCAAUGGAUGGAAUUCGGCGAGCUUGGAGCCAAUGAUGAGACCUUUUUUAUAUUCGAAAACGACUCUGGCAGUGAUGUUGCGUCACUCUGGCACGACAGGUUCGUUCUGCGACGAGGGCAGGCAGACAGACUACGAUGUCCAGAGUUUCUGCAUCCUGCGGCACAGAAGAUUUUCAAUACUGGAAAGAGCGUGAUAUUUUUGAAGGAGUUGAAUAUCUACGACAACCUCUCGGACUCUGCCGUGCCCGAACCUCGACUCGACCACGACGCUGUCUGUGGUGGCCUUGAUCUCCCUAUUUCACCAUUCCCAGAUCUUUUCCAGUCUGCUUUCGAUGGGUGGAUCAGGAGUAAAUACUCUAAAGCUUCGACAAUGCUCCGCAAACAUCUCUUUGCAGAGUGCCGAUUGCUGGAAAUUCUCCAAUCUUACAACAUCUUGUAUCUCGGUGCAAACGGUUCAGCAUUUCAAGAUUUCGCAAACUCAGUUUUUGAACGUGUAGACUCAAAGCAGCGAGGCUGGAAUGAUCGAUUUUUGCUCACAGAGCUAGCCCGCGGCAUCUAUGCGCACAUAUUGGCACAGACAGAGGUUGAUAGAGUAGUUGUGAAGUCAGUACGGACCAAGAGUGAAGGCCAUUCAGUCAAGGGUUUGGCAAGUGUAUCCAUUGACUACGCUUUACCUUGGUCAAUCAUGAAUGUCCUCCAGCGCUCUUCUAUCCCAAUGUACCAACAAGUAUUUACCUUCCUACUUCAAAUCUACCGAGCCAAGUACAUUCUACAAGGCAUUCAACUUGUGGACAUUCGCAUGAUUAAAGAUGCGCGCUUGCAGGCAUCUAGCUACAAGCUGCGACACAGUCUGAUCUGGUUCGCCGAUAUCCUACGAUCAUACCUCGCAGAGACAGUCAUCGCCCGAUCAAUUGAAGAUAUGGUCAAGGCAAUGGAGGCAGCAGAAGAUAUAGAUGACAUGUCGAACGUCCACAUUAAGUACCUUGCUCGCCUGCAAGAGCAGGCACUCUUAGCGGACAACUUAAAACCCAUCCACUCUACCAUCAUCGCAACAUUGGACCUCGCUGUUGCAUUCAAAGAUGCCCACGCUAGGGAAGCUGCAAAGACAGACAGUACCAAUGCUUCGGAAGCGAAGGACAAGAAGAAGCCUGCUCGCCCUGCCUUGAAAAGCGGGAGGAGAAAGAGCGUCAUCCCUGCAAUUGUCGAAGCCGACUCUUCGGAUUCCGACCUCGAUGCAGCUGCUGCAGAGGACUCGAGCAGUCCGAUCAAGAGUGAAAAAUCUCUUGACAGCACCUUGCAGGCUCUGCAAAAGAUCGACCAAGAUUUCAAUAGACAAUUGCCUUUCAUAGUCGCUGGCCUCCGCACGAUAGGACGUGUCGGCGCCGAUCCGGUCUGGGAAAUGCUAGCAGACAGAUUGGAGUGGGACAAGAAGAAGGAUAGAUAGCUAUUUAGAUCAAAUUUACACAUCAAGUAUCUGCC